This is a messenger RNA of Penicillium subrubescens, 525 nucleotides long. RefSeq lists its product as uncharacterized. The record is from RefSeq and is a predicted model, not a curated record. The transcript has a single exon. NCBI's taxonomy places the organism in Eukaryota, Fungi, Ascomycota, Eurotiomycetes, Eurotiales, Aspergillaceae. Bases 1 to 525 code for a protein of 174 amino acids.
AUGGAUCUCACCCAAAUCUCAUCCCAACUCUCCUCAUCACCCAGUCGAUUCCCAGACUGUUGUCUCUCCAUAUCCACAAACCUACUCACAACCCUGACAACCCUCCUCCCCAAAAAACCCGCAUUCACACUUUCAAUCGGCAGCGGAUCCGGCCUUUUAGAAGGCCUCCUUUCGCACUCUAAUGCAUCAAUCUCCGUGGAAGGAGUCGAGGUAGCCUCGACUGUUAAUCGGUAUAUUGCCGAAGAAGAUAUGCAUGUUGCGGCUGGUGCUUGGGAUCUUUAUGCACGGGCGAAGGAGGCUAAGGCUUGGAUGUUUGUUUAUCCUAGGGAGCCAAAGUUGAUUUCUAGGUAUAUUGAGACAUAUGGUGGUGGGGAGGUGAAGAUUAUUAUGUGGCUUGGGCCGAAGAUAGAUUGGAUUGAUCAUGAGGUUAUUUUUCGAGAGUCGGUGUUUGAUGAGGUGCAUGUUUUGGAGGAUGUUGGGUUGGCGCGUUAUGAGACUGCAGUUGUUGCUAGGAGGUCUGUUUGA